Molecule: messenger RNA, 1070 nt
Organism: Salmo salar (Atlantic salmon)
Lineage: Eukaryota; Metazoa; Chordata; Actinopteri; Salmoniformes; Salmonidae
Source: RefSeq, a predicted model, not a curated record
UAGGAUGUCUCUGCUGCUUUGUUGGGCAGUGAUGGCUCUGCACCUCGCAACAGGGGUGGAUGCUGCCUCGGGGGUGGUGAACACUACAGAGGAGGAGGUGGAAGGGGUGGACUCCCAGUCACCAUGCCCAGCCGGGUGGCAUCAGAAUGAGCAUCGCUGCUUCUCCUUCUACCCCGUCUGGGCCACCUGGGCCACUGCAGAGUCGUACUGCUCCCAGCACAGAGGGAACCUGGUGUCGGUUCACAGCCCUGGUCAACAGAUGUUUGUCCAGGAUCUGGUCAGGAGACACACAUACCAGCCGGUCUGGAUAGGAGGCUACGACGCAGCUCUGGAGGGGAUGUGGCUGUGGAGUGACGGCUCAGCUGUUGACGAUGUUUACUGGGAGGAGGAUGAGCCCAGUAACUCUGGACAGGGGGAGAACUGUAUGGAGCUACACACUGGAGGUGGGCAGGGUUGGAAUGACGUGUCCUGUGGAGAGCUGAGGUUCUAUGUGUGUUCUAUGGAGACAAGAUCUAGUUUAGCAGCAUUGCCAAGUCAGAAGGAAGCAGACGAGAGAGGUAGGAUUGUCUUGGCCCAUUGCCUAGGCUAGACAAAACGUUUAUUUUGUUACAGGUACAGUUCCUUGUUGAAUGGCACUCUGACAUGUAGAAGAUGACAGCUGUCUGAUGAUUAAUGACGCUUGCGAAUGCUAUGCCAUUUCAAACUUUAAAACAUGUUGAUCUGGCUAGAAUUGUUUUUAAAUUAUGACACUUUUUGUCCUCCUAUAAAAUCUCUUCCUCUUUAAUGGGAUAUCUUCAACAUUAUAAAGCUCCCUUUAUUUAAAUCUCCCACUUUAAAUCUGACUUCCAACAUUCUGUUCACUCUAAACAAUGUGCCUUUGACACGAAUCAGCUAUUUUGACCCCUUACCCAGUAGCUUCGACAAAAACGUAGAGCAUAUUAUUAGUCUACUCUGCUAUUCAAAUCUAAAAUUAGAACAGAAAUAACUUUUACCAGUCAAACUAUACAGCUGUUUUGGUAACUGCAUCAACUAGUUUAAUGUAGCUAACUUCCUACUGUUGAAUUAACUGC